Messenger RNA from Trematomus bernacchii (emerald rockcod), 1599 nucleotides. Its product is annotated as snaclec 27-like. Bases 43 to 804 code for a protein of 253 amino acids. Lineage: Eukaryota; Metazoa; Chordata; Actinopteri; Perciformes; Nototheniidae. The record is from RefSeq and is a predicted model, not a curated record. The transcript has 7 exons.
ACAGCCUCAGGUCUGCAGCAGGACUUCAGACUCUGGUCCACGAUGAACAGAAGAACUCAGCAGGAAAUGGAGGAAAUUGAAGAACAAGAAGAUGACUAUGUUAAUGCCUCAAGAGGCACUGUGGAUAAAAAGAGAACCCGUCCAGGCCAGAGGUUUUUUCUUCUGAUAGCAGUGUGUUGGCUCAUACUGUUAGCCAUCAUGGGUCUCCGUAUCUACUUGACCUCUGGACUUUCUGAAGACAACGCCAAGCAGACUGCAGAAAUCCUGAACCUGACAUCACGAAACCAGGAGCUGGAGACACGGGAGAACAACUUGAAACAGCAAAUACAAGACAUGACAACAACCUGGAAAGAGCUCAACAUCAGUGGAGCUCAGUGGAGCAUCGAUUCCUACUGCUUAGGAAACACCGAUGAUAAGUGUCAACCUUGUCAGAAGGGCUGGGGACUCACUGGUCUCAGCUGCUAUGAGACCAAUGACCCUCCUUCUUCUAAUCCAAAAACCUGGGAAGAAGCUCGAGAAGACUGCAAAGGAAAGAAUUCAGAUUUGGCUGUUGCACAUAAUCCUGCUGAAAAGGCAGCAAUCUAUAGGUACAGUUUAGGAUUCAAUGGAUUCUGGAUUGGUCUGAGAGUUGAAGAUGGGAAAUGGAAGUGGGUGGAUGGAAGUGAUCUGACUGAUAGCUCCUGGAUAGAUCCUCCUGUUGACGGUCGCUGUGCAGUGUUUUACAGGUUCAAAGACAAAUGGUCAUCAGAGAGCUGUGAUGAGAAACAACAAUGGUUGUGCAAGAAGAAGGCUCUGUCUGUUUAAAGAAAGCAGUCAUACUAAGAAGGUUUCUGGAAACUCUUUGAGAAAAAGAUGAAUUACUUGUGAAUAAAAACAAUUUCCAAACAAAAAAUAAAACAGAAAAAGUAUAAAAAACAGUAAUUCCAGAAACGUUUCACAAACUCGAUACAAACAAUAAAACACAAAAGUUAACUCGUAAUGUGGAUUAUUUUAAAAUCGAUGUACUUUUAGUUUGAUUUAAUUUCUGUAGGCUGGCAAAAUGAAUGCAAAUAUUUCUUUCUUUAACAUUUGUAUGGUGUUUUUAUUAGAUAUGGAUGGUUAAAAUAGUUAUACUGUUUUGUGUGAAUAAUGUUAUUCUAUUGUGUUAGAGAUGCAACGCUUAAACUCUGCAGAUUAUUGCAAAGAUUAUGGACCAUUUUAUUUGAUUGCUUCUACCGGCCAACAGAGGGCGCUGCAUCACUUGUUCUCAAUACAAUGUUCCAGAGUCUGUUAAAAAACUAUUUUUCAAGAUUCAAGAAUCAAAGGUUUAUUGUCAUGACAUUUAGAAACUACGGUGUAAUUAUGUAAUGUUUGAAAAAAUGUGAUCGCAGGUUCCUUAACAGUGCAAUUAACAAGACAUAAGAAAUACAUAUAAAAAAGAACAAUACAAAAAUAAAUAGUGCAAGCUCAGGUGUUUAAUAGUCUAAUGGCCAGUGGGAUGAAACUGUCCCUGAUACUAUUCUGAUGACGCACACUUUAUGGAUGAUUUUUAUCUAUCUGUAUUUUUGUCUAUGAGCAAUGUCUUGUUUUACUCUGUUGUCACCAGUGAAUAAAUGUGCU